AUAACCUCAGUAGUAAAGAAACAGCUUCAUACUUUUGCCGAACUUACAAUUUUUCAAUUUGAUAAAUGAAAUCUCGAAAACAUCGUCCUCCUUUGGAAUUUCUUUCUUGAUCUCAUGCAAUUUAGACCAGCACCUCAGGACAAAGAAAAGCAAAUAAAGGGGUCUGCACCAGCACUUGGACAUUACAAAUAACAGUGUCUCAGAAUCUCCUUCUUACCAUAUGUUCAUUAAGCACUUUUAGUUCUUUAGCAGUGAUUACCUAAUAUCACAUUCUAGCAUGGGUGUUUACAGUGACACAGAUGAGUAUCAAUCUCCAGUCUCUCCAGCAAGGUUGUUCAAGGCCUUGGCCAUUGAUGCUCACAAUCUCAUUCCAAAGCUUCUGCCACAGGCUGUGAAAAGUAUUGAAUUCAUACAGGGUGAUGGCGGGGCUGGAAGCAUCUUUCAAGUUAACUUUAUCGAAGGUAGCCAAGUGAAAACUCUUGUGAACAGAGUUGAUGAGAUAAAUGAGGACACGUUUACCUACAAUUACACAUUGAUUGAAGGUGAAACAUUGAAGGACAAGUUCACAUCCAUUGCUCACGAGACUAAGUUUGAGGCAGCACCUGUUGGUGGUAGCAUAAGCAAGGUAACAAACAAGUAUUAUCUUAAAGGUGAUGUUGAGAUCAAAGAAGAGGAAAUUAAGGCUAGCAAGGAGAAGGUUUUUGGCAUUUACAAAGUUGUGGAAACCUAUCUUUUGGGGAACCCUGAUGUGUAUGCUUGAAUCAUUAACUAGUCUGUUUGAUGGUUGGAUUAUGUUUGAUAAUAAGGGUAUGGAAUGUCUGAAAUUUAGGUUCCUCAAAUAAUUAGUACACCUGUGUUUUGCAGUGGUUUUGAAUUUUUCUGUACCAA
Molecule: messenger RNA, 888 nt
Organism: Lotus japonicus
Lineage: Eukaryota; Viridiplantae; Streptophyta; Magnoliopsida; Fabales; Fabaceae
Product: major allergen Pru ar 1-like
Exons: 2
Coding region: 278-760 (160 amino acids)
Biological process (GO): abscisic acid-activated signaling pathway; defense response
Cellular component (GO): cytoplasm; nucleus
Molecular function (GO): signaling receptor activity; abscisic acid binding; protein phosphatase inhibitor activity
Source: RefSeq, a predicted model, not a curated record